ACUUCCGGGUUAUCGGGGUAUGGGUCGCAUUUUAAUGCAAACAAUUAUUAGAUACAGAUACCUGAUUACCAGACGCUUUCGCUUAAUUUAAACACAACAAACAUGGGGAAAAAGCAUAAAAAGCACAAGCCGGAGUGGAGAACAGUUGAUGACUGUGAGGACAAGCCUUUUGAGAAGCAGCUGAAGCUGGUGCUCAAAGUGGGAGGAAGUGAGAUCACAGAACUCUCAGGCUCCGGCCAUGACUCCAGUUACUACGACGACAGGUCAGACCAUGAACGAGAGCGCCACAAGGACAAAAAGAAGAAGAAGAAGAAAAAGUCUGAGAAGGAGAAAGACAAACACGUAGAUGAUGAGGAGAGGAGAAGACGGAAGGAAGAGAAGAGGAAGAAGAGAGAGCGGGAGCAGAAUGAAUCAGAGGCUGCUACUGCCUCUGCCAGUGGUGUAGGCCUGACCACUGUUGUGCCCAGUCACACUGGUGUGGCAGUCGAGCCUUUCAUGCUGCCGAAGAUACCAAACAUUGGUAUUAGUUUUGAGCAGCAGGAGGAGAAGAAGAGGAAGAGGGAGAGGUCUGAGAUGGAGCCGGAGGUGAUGGACCAGUUUCACCCCAACAUCAAGGUAGAGGUGGAGCAACAAGGAGACCGGCCUGUCAGGGCUUGCAGGACAACCCCGGAGAGUGAGUGCACCCCUCGACAGCAGCUCCUGGAACACUUCCUGCGCCAGCUUCAGAGGAAGGAUGCCCAUGGGUUCUUCACGUUCCCAGUGACGGACGCCAUCGCUCCAGGUUACUCUGUGAUAAUCAAACACCCCAUGGAUUUCAGCACCAUGAACGACAAGAUCACAGACAACGAGUACAAAACCGUCACAGAGUUCAAGGCGGACUUCAAGCUGAUGUGUGAUAACGCCAUGGUGUAUAACCGUCCAGAGACCGUUUACUACAAGGCUGCCAAGAAACUUCUGCACACUGGCUUCAAGAUGAUGAGCAAAGAGCGGCUGUUAGCACUGAAGCGCAGCAUGUCUUUCAUGCAGGACAUGGAUUUCUCUCAGCAGGCGGCCAUUUUAGGGGACGAGGACUUGGCGUCUGAGGAGCCCCCUCCGGAGGUCCUCCCCAUGCCUGUGGAGUCGGCGUCGGCCAAGAAAUCCAAGAAGCAGCCCAAAGACAUCAAAGAUAUGAAGGAAGUCAUCAGCUGUUACCUGUAUGAGCCAGAGGGGAACGCCUGCAGCCUGACUGACAGCACAGCGGAGGAACACGUUCUGGCCCUGGUGGAGCACGCUGCAGAUGAAGCACACGACCGCAUCAACCGAUACAUGCCCAACUCCAAGAUGGGUCACCUGAGGAAAGAGCCUGAUGGUAAUCUGUUGUACACUGUAGUAAAUCAGCUGAAUCCAGAAGCAAAAGAGGAGGAGACCCACCCUGUGGACCUGAGCUCUCUGUCCAAUAAGCUCCUACCUGGAUUAACAACACUGGGUUUCAAAGAUGACAGGAGACACAAGGUGACGUUCCUGAGCAGUACCUAUAACACCCAGACCCUACAGAACAACUCCAUCUACCCAGACCUGCUGCCUGAUGAGAUGGACCUGCUCUACUCAGCCUACGGGGAUGAGACUGGGGUGCAGUGUGCUCUCAGUAUUCAGGAGUUUGUUAAAGGUUGUGGGAACGUUACUAAGCGUUUGGUUGACGGGCUGCUGGAUAAGAUGACUGCAGGGGAUCACUCUAAGGCUGUCUACCAGAUCAGACAGAAAAGAAACAUGGCGUUACCAGACGAAGCCAAGAGCAACAUUUACGAUAUGCAGAUGGCUGAUGGGACAGGUCUGGGAGAGGGCAGCUCAGUGCUGGACUUCAUGUCCAUGAAGAGCUACUCUGACAUGUCUCUGGAGAUGUCCAUGCUCAACUCUUUAGGGAAGUCAGUGAAGAAGGAGCCGGAGCAUGAAGACGGGGUCAGCCAGCAGCACUUUGAGGAGGCAGCCAAGCUGCUGCAGGAGUUCCAGGAGGGCCAGGUGGAAAGGGGAGGCUCCAGACCCUCCUCUAACCUCUCCUCUCUGUCAGGGACCUCAGACAGGGACCAGCACCACCUGGGGAGUCCCUCACACCUGGGUGUUGGUGACCAGUCUGAGAUGGUUCAUGACCCCUAUGAGUUCCUCCAGUCUCCAGAGCCAGGCUCCACAUCCAACAGCUAACCCCUAUGAGUUCCUCCAGUCUCCAGAGCCAGGCUCCACAUCCAACAGCUAACCCCUAUGAGUUCCUCCAGUCUCCAGAGCCAGGCUCCACAUCCAACAGCUAACCCCUAUGAGUUUCUCCAGUCUCCAGAGCCAGGCUCCACAUCCAACAGCUGACCUAUGAGUUCCUCCAGUCUCCAGAGCCAGGCUCCACAUCCAACAGCUAACCCCUAUGAGUUCCUCCAGUCUCCAGAGCCAGGCUCCACAUCCAACAGCUGACCUAUGAGUUCCUCCAGUCUCCAGAGCCAGGCUCCACAUCCAACAGCUAACCCCUAUGAGUUCCUCCAGUCUCCAGAGCCAGGCUCCACAUCCAACAGCUGACCUAUGAGUUCCUCCAGUCUCCAGAGCCAGGCUCCACAUCCAACAGCUAACCCCUAUGAGUUCCUCCAGUCUCCAGAGCCAGGCUCCACAUCCAACAGCUAACCCCUAUGAGUUCCUCCAGUCUCCAGAGCCAGGCUCCACAUCCAACAGCUGACCUAUGAGUUUCUCCAGUCUCCAGAGCCAGGCUCCACAUCCAACAGCUGACCUAUGAGUUCCUCCAGUCUCCAGAGCCAGGCUCCACAUCCAACAGCUAACCCCUAUGAGUUUCUCCAGUCUCCAGAGCCAGGCUUCACAUCCAACAGCUAACCCACACUGGCAAGUUGCCUCUGACUAGGGUAGCUCUGGUCACAAUACCAGUAUCACUAUACUAUGAUACUCAACUUUCCAAGGCAAAAAAUGAAACACGAAACAGUUUUAACUCUUUAAAAAUCUGCUUUAUCUAAAAUAUUGUUUUCUAUAGCUUGAAAAACAAACAAAUGUGUCUCUGGGUGACAACAUAAUGCUGCUUGUUUGUAUCCAACAUUAGGACUUCUGACUAUUGCGAUAAUGCUAUUGAGACACUACUAGGGAGUUGGUAGAAGAUGCCUCUAACUACUGGUCUGAGGUCAGAUAAUGUUUGAUGGGUAAUCUGAUCCUAGAUCUGUGGCUUAGAGGAAACUUCUACUCAGAGCUGAUCUGAGGUCCUGUUUUUAACCACACUGGUUGUUUUGUUGUCUGACUCUGCUCUCAACACACCGGGGACAACGAGAGCGAACCUCAGACAUGUUGUGAAAGGUCAGACAUGUUGUGAAAGGUCAGACAUGUUGUGAAAGGUCAGACAUGUUGUGAAAGGUCAGACAUGUUGUGAAAGGUCAGACAUGUUGUGAAAGGUCAGACAUGUUGUGAAAGGUCAGACAUGUUGUGAAAGGUCAGACAUGUUGUGAAAGGUCAGACAUGUUGUGAAAGGUCAGACAUGUUGUGAAAGGUCAGACAUGUUGUGAAAGGUCAGACAUGUUGUGAAAGGUCAGACAUGUUGUGAAAGGUCAGACAUGUUGUGAAAGGUCAGACAUGUUGUGAAAGGUCAGACAUGUUGUGAAAGGUCAGACAUGUUGUGAAAGGUCAGACAUGUUGUGAAAGGUCAGACAUGUUGUGAAAGGUCAGACAUGUUGUGAAAGGUCAGACAUGUUGUGAAAGGUCAGACAUGUUGUGAAAGGUCAGACAUGUUGUGAAAGGUCAGACAUGUUGUGAAAGGUCAGACAUGUUGUGAAAGGUCAGACAUGUUGUGAAAGGUCAGACAUGUUGUGAAAGGUCAGACAUGUUGUGAAAGGUCAGACAUGUUGUGAAAGGUCAGACAUGUUGUGAAAGGUCAGACAUGUUGUGAAAGGUCAGACAUGUUGUGAAAGGUCAGACAUGUUGUGAAAGGUCAGACAUGAUUGUACAGAUUAUUUGUAUGUGCGCUAUACUUAAGAGAAUAAAGUCGCCACAGGUUGUGUUUUUACACACUACUGUGUCAUCAGGUUGUGUUUUUACACAGUA
Messenger RNA from Salvelinus fontinalis (brook trout), 4050 nucleotides. RefSeq names its product bromodomain containing 9 (gene brd9). The coding region runs from base 103 to 2175 and encodes 690 amino acids. The record is from RefSeq and is a predicted model, not a curated record. NCBI's taxonomy places the organism in Eukaryota, Metazoa, Chordata, Actinopteri, Salmoniformes, Salmonidae. Gene Ontology annotation, cellular component: nucleus. Gene Ontology annotation, biological process: regulation of transcription by RNA polymerase II. The transcript is spliced from 17 exons.